Messenger RNA from Hordeum vulgare subsp. vulgare (domesticated barley), 1804 nucleotides. Its product is annotated as protein WVD2-like 5. The record is from RefSeq and is a predicted model, not a curated record. The coding region runs from base 382 to 1572 and encodes 396 amino acids. The transcript is spliced from 8 exons. Gene Ontology annotation, molecular function: microtubule binding. Lineage: Eukaryota; Viridiplantae; Streptophyta; Magnoliopsida; Poales; Poaceae.
GACAGAUUGCAAAUUUAGGGGACACAAAGAAAAGAAAACAGUAAAAGAAGAGAAAAGAAAAGGAAACCGGCAAGACAGCCAGAUUGGAAAUUGGAAACCAGUAACAACCUCCAACUCAGACACAGUCACCACCCUGUCCCCUCCCUCCCCUCCUCCUCGGCCCUCUCUUCGUUCUCCGCGGGAGCCGGCGAGCCGCCGCCGCCCCUCUCUCUCCCCGGCCUCGACCACGCCUCCGCCACGCCAUUCCCACAUGCUCUUCUCCGGCGAGGGCAACAGAGCAGGAUUCUGUGGCAAGGUUGAAUGGCGGUGAGUUAGGGAUACACGAGACUGUGCGGAGCAGGGGUUUCUAAUAAAUUUUGGAAGAGGCGAGCCUUGGCCGAGAUGGAUGUCGUUGUUGAUGUUGCCGAUGCUAUGGGUGCUGUGACCAUAGAGAAUGGGGCGAAGCUGGAGUUGCCUGGCGACGUAGAGGAGCACCGCGAAGAGCACGAUGCACAGGCCAACAGGGAUCAUUCGGGGGAGAGCGAGGUGAUCAACCCGCACGAAGAGGCUGGUGGAGAAGCUACCUCACAUCCAGAAGGGAGGAAGGCUGGCCGUUCUAAGGGAACUGCAAGUCAUGGCCCCAAGGUUGCAAAGACAAGGAGCCCUAAGAGUGGAGAUGAAGGUCUAGCAAGGAGAGGCACUCCUAGUUCCUCGCUUCGUAAGGCACCCAUUGCGCGAGUAUCGCAUGCAGACUCAGGCACUGGCUCCUGUACCAAUGGUGAUUCGAAUGUUGAUAAGAAAAAAUCUGGAAAGAUCGAGUCUCGUCCGGCUGCUAAGGAGACAACAUUGCUUGAGGACACAAAAUCCAGGGAGGGAAGUAAAACUCAAAAGCAAUCAGACCAGCAUUCUUCCAUCAAAAGAGACGAAGAAGAUUUAAAUAGUGAAAGUUCAAAGGCUCGAAGGGCUGGCAGCACUCCUGCCUAUGGAUUCAGUUUCAAGUGUGAUGAGAGAGCUGAAAAAAGAAGAGAGUUCUACUCAAAGCUUGAGGAGAAGAUUCAUGCAAGAGAGAUGGAAAUAAGCAAUAUGCAAGCGAAAUCAAAGGAGACUGAAGAAGCUGAACUCAAAAUGCUGAGAAAAAGCUUAAAGUUCAAGGCAACACCGAUGCCAAGCUUCUCCCCACCACCGAAGGUUGAACUGAAAAAGAUUCCUCCCACUAGAGCUAAAUCACCAAAGCUUGGCCGUUCCAAGAACAAAUGGGGGUUGGAGGCUGAAGAAAGUACCACCCCAAGCCAUCCUAUCCGUAUGAGCCUUGAUGAGAAGGCCUCUCAAAAUGGUGCGAAGAAAGUAACCCCAUCGAACUCGGGGAAGAAGCCCCAGAGGAAGUCACUCCCCAAAUUACCAUCAGAGGCAAGUGGCCCAGUUGAGGCCACACAGCCAAAAAACACAGACCUGAACACAGAUAAUCAUCAGGAGUCAGGGUCACCAACAAAGCAGCUUCAGGAAACCGAGUCAAUUGCCAGCAGCGCCCAGGAGCCGAUCCGAGCUAAAGUCACCCCCGACGACCAAGAACUCGACGAACAGGCAUCCGUGUAGCAAAGACCACGGUGAGCAAAUCCUUCGAUUUUGUGAUGGCAGGUGUGCCUCUCUGGCUAUUUCGCGUAUUGUGUCAUAUUUCUAUUGUGUCAUAUUUCGCUAGCGUAUCUAGUGCCAUGUGUUAUGUAAACCAACGCUCGUCUCUUGUCUUUUUUCUUGGAGUUUAGCAUCUGUUGUACUGCUUCUGUUCAUAAUCGUAAGCGAGGCUCCAGUCGUCGUGUGCAACUGCAAA